Messenger RNA from Paramuricea clavata, 381 nucleotides. NCBI's taxonomy places the organism in Eukaryota, Metazoa, Cnidaria, Anthozoa, Malacalcyonacea, Plexauridae. The record is from the annotation of a GenBank genome assembly.
AUGAAAACUACAUUCAUUAGUCAGUAUGCCGAAGAUUACAAAAUUAUUGCUAACCAGUCUGGUGUCAGAACAGCCAACAAAGAUAAAUAUGGGACAAUGCUGCGUGAUGCGUCACAUUUUGAUGAUCACAAUGGAAAAACACUUCACCUGAUUACUGUCAAUUACAUCUGUUGGAUUAAUUCUGGUGAACUUCAUUUUCUUUCGUAUGAUAAAACUGAGCAACUCACAAGAUACAAGCCUGAAAUUACUGACUGUGAUAUAUUUUUGCCAACACGAAUCUUGGACAUAUUCUUUGACAUUGAAAAUGAUCCGUCAAAUGAAAUCUUACUUACCAAUCGAAGAAGUAAUGGAAUAUUUCAACAAGAACAGAGAGAAAGCUGA